Messenger RNA from Etheostoma cragini (Arkansas darter), 2867 nucleotides. It is a transcript of the gene mtmr14, whose product is annotated as myotubularin related protein 14. The record is from RefSeq and is a predicted model, not a curated record. The transcript is spliced from 19 exons. Lineage: Eukaryota; Metazoa; Chordata; Actinopteri; Perciformes; Percidae. The coding region runs from base 725 to 2692 and encodes 655 amino acids. Gene Ontology annotation, molecular function: phosphatidylinositol-3-phosphate phosphatase activity. Gene Ontology annotation, biological process: dephosphorylation.
GAUGGCUGUGUGACGUAGCUACUCGUGUCAGCUUCCUGUUUACCGCCUGGUGUACCUUCAGACUGUAGUACACAUAUUACAACACCACUGCUGGAGCUUCCAUCCACAACAACAUAUGCACCACUGUGGCCACGCAGCCACACGACUAUUGUAGAGCUUUAAUCCGUUUAUCCCCAUCGGCGUGGUUACUAAGGAGACAUGAAGACGUGACAUUGGGGAAACCCGAACAGGCCCGGGAAGGAUCCUGGAGAUUUCCUGACUCCAUCGGACCAGAGUUCAGCAAACUGGUGCUGAGAGUCGGGCAUCGCUUAUUUCACGAAUGCAAACAAAACAGUGGGGAUGAUCAAGGAGGAAUACAGAGGUCUGAAUAUUGUCUGAAAUGAGUAGCUAUACGGGUAGUUAGAGUUAGCGCGAACCACCAACCUAAGUCUGGAAAGCUGAACUAGCCUGUUAGCUUGUUGUGCUAACUGCGAUAACAGGAGCCGUGGUGUCAGCGGAUGCCUGUGCGCGCUGGCUGACGGCUUGUUUUCUGAGAGUGGAGCAGCUCGCCGGUGCCCUGAAUUCAGGAAGACUCCCCGGCUCCGGCCCCCUCAAGCGGGCAGUCAGGAAGAAGCUGGCUGAAAAGGGAUGGCCUGCUCGGCCUUCCCGUUCCAAAGGACAAGGCUCUGCGGUGUUUGAAGGAGGUAGAGUUCGGCUAGAGGCCACCACCACGGGUCGAGGCGCUAUGAUGGCCGCCUGCCCCUCCUCGGCCGGCGGCUACCCAGCCUCCGGUCUGUCGGUCAGAAAAAGCGAGGAAAUAGCGGAUUUGAUAGAUCUGUUUUCUAAGAUGCAGUACAGAGCAAAGGAAGUUACUCCUCAGGUGGAGGCAAUAGAGAAGCGCUGUCUGGAGUUAUUUUCCAGAGAUUACAAGUACAGCAUCAUCCACAACGCCAAUGGAGAAGUGUGUGGCCAUUACCCCCGGCAGAUAGUGUUCCUUGAGUACGAAUGCACAGAUGUGGAGAGAGACAGGUUUGAGAGCGCGGUGCAGAUCAGUAAGCUGCAAGACCUGGUGAACCGAAGUAAGCUGGCUCGCUGCAGAGGGAGGUUUGUCUGUCCCGUCAUCCUCUACAACGGCAAGCACAUCUGUCGCUCGUCCACUCUAGCAGGAUGGGGGGAGUUGUAUGGACGCACAGGCUACAACUACAUCUUCUCAGGGGGCAGUGAUGACACGUGGACUGAGUCUGAGGAGCUUCCAGAGGAUGACAGUGCAGUCAGGAACGGGGACUCCCAGCUCUUCGACAAAGUUCGAGGCCACGACAUUAAGCUGCUACGCUACCUCUCUGUCCGCUACAUCUGUGACCUCAUGGUGGAGAACAAGAAGGUUAAGUUUGGCCUAAAUGUCACGUCCUCUGAGAAGGCAGACAAGGUCCAGCGCUAUGCAGACUUCACCCUGCUCUCUGUGCCUUACCCAGGUUGUGAGUUUUUUAAGGACUACAAAGACAGAGACUACACAGCAGAGGGUCUAGUGUUCAACUGGAAGCAGGACUAUGUGGACGCUCCUCUGACAAUCCCUACGAGCUUUACUCACAACCUCAACAUCGACUGGACUCGAUACCAGUCGUGGGACCUGGUGGAGCAGACCCAGAACUACCUGAAGCUCCUGCUCCACAUCAUCAACAGUGACGAUGAGAGCGGUCUCCUGGUGCACUGUAUAUCGGGCUGGGACCGUACGCCUCUUUUUGUGUCCCUUCUCAGGCUCUCCCUGUGGGCAGAUGGCGCCGUGCACGCCAACCUGGAGCCUGCACAGAUCCUGUAUCUGACCAUUGCUUACGACUGGUUCCUCUUUGGUCACAUGCUGCCAGAUCGACUCUCCAAAGGGGAGGAGAUUUUCUUUUUUUGCUUCAAUUUUUUGAAGCACAUUGUCUCAGAGAAGUUCUCAGCUGUGAAGAAACAAAGACGGAAGAACUCCCACUUGAGAGACAGUGAUUUCACUGUGGAAGAUCUCUGCCAGUUGAAGCCCAAGGACCGCGGCAGUGUGACCAGUCUGAGCAGCGACUUCUCCCUCAUCACUGAGGAGGCGGGCGCUGCCUCCAGCCUCACCAGCGACACUGUGGACCUGUUCCCCAGCCAACCCCAGCCCUCCAGCUGGAGAAAAGGCCCGGCCUCCUCUCCUCAGAUGGUUGUUUGGAAUAAAGCCCACCCUCUGGACGAGCACUUCUCCCAUCCACUCACUGAGGCCAGGUCUUCCAGCUCCUCCUCCUCCAACCAAUCGGAACACGGUGCCACACGCAUUGGCAGCAGCCCAUUGGCUGUCCCUGGAAGAAGGUUAGCAGCAGACUACACCCGGUCAGGUUCCUCCCUCUCUACAGAGUAUGGCAGUUGGCAGAUAGUUUCGGGUUGUGGCAGCAUCCAUGACCAUGCUCACUUCCCUCCCCCUCUGGCCUCAGCCUUCUCCAGCUCGUCUGCUGUGGCUGCUGCCUACGACUGCCCUCUGCCCUUCAGUUUUCAGGAUGAAGGACCCAGUGGACGCAUGUGUCCCCUCCCCUCUGAGCGCCAGGCCCGUCUGGAGGCGGUGCGGGAAGUCUUCCUGGCCGCCUACAGCUCCACUGUUGGCCUCAAGUCGUCGGCACCCAGCCCCUCGGGCGCCAUAACCGGUCUGCUGGAGCAGUUUGCCCGUGGGGUUGGCCUCCGGGGCACCAGCGCCAUCGUCUGACUCCCUUAAUGUGACUUCAGACCGUCCUCCUGCUUCCAUCUAUCCAUCUAUCCAUCCACAGUCAACGCAGCAUGCCUGGACUAGAGGACAAUAAAGUGCCAAACCUCUCUUUUCAAUUGUGAAGCAUUGAUUUUUAUCUUGUUGAUUUUGGUUUUUAAACCUUAUGUGCUUAGAU